AUACCCAGGAUUCAAACAGAACACCAAACGAUGGCGUAUCAUAUGCACCUAUGAGUAAUUCCCAAUCCUCAGCUUGCCUUAUUCAUGCCUCCAGGCUUCCUUGCACCCCGCGGACCUUAAAACACGACGUGUUGACCACGACGAUGCUCCACUGCGGUUCUCGGAUCUCAAAGCUUUGCCGGUCUCCGGUAACUCCACCGUUCAACUUUCCUCGUCGUUUGCUCAUCAAAUUUGAAUUCUCUUCCUUAUUUCAAGCUAAGGGCUUAAAUACUUAUGAUGAAGAAAGUGAUGAAUUUUUGCCUUGGUUGGAGCGAAAGGCUCGGACUAAGAUUUCUUCAAUGCUCUCGAUUGGGAAAUCUGCAUAUGGCAGGUCACUUUUUGCUUCUGAAAACAUUCGAACUGGGGAUUGCAUACUGAAAGUUCCAUAUAGUGUGGAAAUAACACCAGACAAUCUUCUUCCAAAGAUUAGAGCUAUACUAAGUGAUAAAAUUGGGACUGUUUCAAAGCUUGCUAUUAUCCUUUUAGUUGAACGGAAAAUGGGCCAGAGUUCUGGAUGGGCCCCUUACAUCUGUUGCCUUCCUCAGCAUGGGGAAAUUCAUAGCACGAUUUUCUGGAGUGAAUACGAGUUGAAUAUGAUUUGUCAAAGUUCAGUGUAUCAGGAAACAGUUAAUCAAAAGGCUAAAAUAGAAAAAGAUUUUGCUGCAGUUGUGCCUGCCCUUCAGCAAUUCCCUGAUCUUGAAAGCAUCACACUUCAGGAUUUCAUGUGUGCAUAUUUCUCAGUAACAUCUCGAGCCUGGGAAAGCACAAAGGGCCUAUCUCUGAUUCCAUUUACAGAUUUUAUGAAUCAUGACGGCGUUUCAAAAUCAAUUGUAUUAUUCGAUGAUGAUAAAAUGUUUUCAGAGGUUAUUGCUGAUCGUAACUAUGCUCCUGGUGAAGAGGUACUGAUAAAUUACGGAAAAUUUCCAAAUGCCAUGCUACUGCUAGACUUUGGUUUCACAGUUCCAUAUAAUAUUCAUGACCAGGUACAAAUCCAGUUGAGCAUCCCACAUGAUGAUAAUCUUCGUGAAAUGAAAUUGGAACUUCUGCAACAUCUUACACCAAAAAUUAAAGAUGCAGUUGGUUUUAAUUGUCCAGAAGAUACUUUCAUAAUCAAGGAAGUUAGAUCUCCUCGAGGAAAGGGGAAGGGUCUUCCACAGGCACUACGUGCAUUUGCUCGUCUUUUAUGUUGCAACUCUUCCCAAGAACUUAGUGACUUGGCCAUGGAAGCUGCACAAAUUGAUGGCCGGUUAGCUCGGCGUCCACUAAAGGAUAGCCGGAGAGAGUUCAAGGCACAUAAGAUGUUAUCAUCUCACAUCACUCAGUUAAUGCAGAAAUAUGAUACAGCCAUUAAGUCUCUUCCUGUCAAUUCCCCCUCAAUGAGUAACACUUUCACUCUUCGGAGGCAAAUGGCUCAUGAUCUCCUAACCGGUGAACUUCGUGUCCUGAAAUCUGCAUCCAUAUGGUUGAAUAAUUACUGUGCGGUUCUGAAAUCAACAAGCAACUGUCGGAGUCAAUGGAAAAACCGUAUCUGAAAAAGGCAUGAAUUCUUCUAUUUUUUUUUUCUGUGAACUACUUCAUUGGUAAUCACUAUGCUUAAAGUUUAUCCAGCUUUUUUGGGGUAUAGUGAACUGUAAACACUGGCAAUAUAUAAGCAAGCUUUUGGAGUCAUUCUUUUGCCCACGAUCCACCGUUCAAGUCAAUGAUGGAAAGCAGAAUCCGGAAGUCAAGAAAUUUUCUUUUUCUUUUAAUGAUCAGAAAACCGAAACUGAAAGUUCAGAAUUUUGCUCCUUUUGUUUUUUUUUUAAUUGCUUUGAUGGGUAAUCUUUAUGCCUAACUGUAAUUUGUAAUUUCUUGGGAGAUAUUUUUGUUUUCUAAUAAGAGGUACGGGAUGUUAAGGGGUUAAAUGCGA
Gossypium raimondii (Peruvian cotton) is the source of this 1948-nucleotide messenger RNA. RefSeq names its product ribulose-1,5 bisphosphate carboxylase/oxygenase large subunit N-methyltransferase, chloroplastic. Gene Ontology annotation, biological process: peptidyl-lysine monomethylation. Gene Ontology annotation, molecular function: protein binding; protein-lysine N-methyltransferase activity. NCBI's taxonomy places the organism in Eukaryota, Viridiplantae, Streptophyta, Magnoliopsida, Malvales, Malvaceae. Bases 51 to 1571 code for a protein of 506 amino acids. The transcript has 15 exons. The record is from RefSeq and is a predicted model, not a curated record.